This is a messenger RNA of Maudiozyma barnettii, 2181 nucleotides long. It is a transcript of the gene CDC4, whose product is annotated as SCF ubiquitin ligase complex subunit CDC4. Gene Ontology annotation, molecular function: protein binding. The record is from RefSeq and is a predicted model, not a curated record. The coding region runs from base 1 to 2181 and encodes 726 amino acids. Lineage: Eukaryota; Fungi; Ascomycota; Saccharomycetes; Saccharomycetales; Saccharomycetaceae. The transcript has a single exon.
AUGACUAUACCUACUGGCUCUAUACCCGUACAAUAUCCAUUAAAAGAUAUACCGACUCCAUAUAUUUAUUCUUCGACUAAUCCUAUUAAUAAUGCAAAAAAUAUUGAAAAUAAUAACUCUAUAUUGAAACGAAAAAGAAGUUUGGAGACAUUGAUAGAUGGUCAAGAAUCUCUAGAGAUUAAAAGAACAAAAGUUUUUAAUGAUGAUAAUGAUGAUGAUAUGGAGAUUCCAACGCAGCAUAUUGAAGAUGAUAUUGACGAAGAACAAGAGGAAGAACAAGAACUAGAAAAUGGAGAUAAUAUUAGUGGUGAUGGUAUUACUACUACAGAGAAAACUGAACAUUCUACUGUUCCAACAAAUGCUUCAUCAAACGCAACAGACUGUGUCUUAACGAUAGAUGAUGUUAAAGAUGGAAUCUUGGAUGAAGCUUUACCAAUAUCACCUGUUGCUUCGGCAAGUGGUGAUAGAUUACAACAGCAUCAGCAUCAGCAUCAUCGCAAUCAUCAUGAUAACGAUAAUGAUGUAUUGACUCCCCCUUGCAUCAUUAAUAAUGAACGAAAACAGAAACAACUCCAUGAUGAACUAAUGAAAUCUAAUUAUUCUACGUUGGAUGGAUUGAAAAAUAUAACAGAAUUACAAUGUAUGGCAUUUAAAUUCAUUUCACAAUUAAAUAGAGCACAACUCACAGAUAUUAAUUCAUUAAUAAGAGAUAAUUUAAAGAGAGAUAUGAUAAGUACAUUACCUACAGAAAUUGCAUUAAAUAUCUUGGCAAAAUUGGAUUUUUGUGAUAUUAUUUCUUGUUUAGCUGUCUCACCACAUUGGAAUCAUAUUAUUGAAAAUACACCAUUUAUCUGGAAGCAUCUUUUAAUCUCAGAAAGUUUUAUCGCUAUUGAAGGUUUCUCAAAUUAUAUUAAAGAUUUAAAAUUAAAUUAUCCUCAUUUAUCUAAUUUUGAAGAUGCUUAUAAACCUGAUUUCUUAAAGAGAUCUCAUACUCUAAAGAAUUGGUACAAUCCGAAAUUUAUACCACAAAGAACAACAUUAAAAGGUCAUAUGACUAGUGUUGUUACAUGUCUUCAAUUCGCUGAUGAUUAUGUGAUUACAGGUGCAGAUGAUAAAAUGAUUCGGGUAUACAGUGCAAAACAGAAAAAAUUCUUAUUAGAAUUAGCAGGUCAUGAAGGUGGUGUAUGGGCAUUAAAAUAUGAUGUAGAUGGAAUCCUUGUUAGUGGAUCCACUGAUCGUAGUGUACGUGUAUGGGAUAUCAAACGUGGUUGUUGUCUCUAUGUAUUUAAAGGUCAUACUUCAACUGUAAGAUGUUUGGAUAUCGUGGAAUAUAAGAAUAAUAAAUAUAUUGUAACUGGUUCUCGUGAUAAUACUUUACAUGUAUGGAAAUUAUGCAAGAGUGCAUACAAUAGAGGAGUUGAUAAUAAGAAUAAAGAUGAUGAUACGAAUAGUGCUUCGACAUCAAGUGUCUGGCCUAUUGUUUAUGAUACUCCCGAUGUGAAUCCUUAUUUCGUUGGUGUUUUAAAGGGACAUGUUGCCUCUGUACGAACAGUGUCAGGUCAUGGGAAUAUCGUUAUUAGUGGGUCAUAUGAUAAUACAUUAAUGGUAUGGGAUAUCGCACAAAUGAAAUGCCUAUAUAUUUUAUCUGGCCAUACUGAUAGAAUCUACUCUACAAUCUACGAUCAUAAACGACAACGUUGUAUAUCUGCUAGUAUGGACUCUACAGUAAGAGUAUGGGAUCUUAAGGAUCUGUGGAGGAAUGGGAUCAGACAAACAGUGACUUGUGCGGGAACUACAUGUACUAGAGUAACUGAAUCAUAUAAGGUAUUAUCGGGACAUACUGCCUUAGUAGGUUUGUUGAAAUUGAGUGACAAAUAUUUGAUCAGUGCUGCAGCAGAUGGUACAUUGAAAGGAUGGGAUGCAGAGGAUUAUUCAUUGAAAUUUUCUUAUUUACAUAGUAAUCUAAGUGCUAUAACAACAUUCCAUAUGACAGAUAAUAUCCUCGUGAGCGGUUCGGAGAGACAAUUCAAUAUUUAUAAUUUAAGAAAUGGUAAUUUGGUUCAUUCUAAUUUAUUACGGGAUGCGGAACAAAUUUGGUCUGUAAAUUUCAAGGAUAAUUUGUUAGUGGCUGCUGUAGAGAAAAAUGGACAAAGUUCUAUUGAGAUGCUUGACUUUGCAUGA